UGUCUGUGGUCUCCGGGGAGCGGGCAGACACGGCGGCGCGCUCUCGAGGUCUUCAAGGUUUCUGCGCUUGCCUUUGACUCUGCGGCGACGACCUCGACCCCGGAGCCGGCGGAGCGAGUUAGCCGCUCACCACCCGUCAAUUCUGCAACUGCUUCCGCCGAGGUGGCUCGAUCCUUCUGCCGCGGGAGAUCCAGGAUGUCUGUACCAAGAGCGUCGAGUGCGACAACCAGCUCGCUGUGCCUGCUGGCGAUAGUGCUGCUGCUGCCGCUCGCCUCGGCGGCCAUUUAUGAAACCUGUCCCGGCAAGACCAUGCUCAAGAGCGGCGGCCUGACCUGUCACGACCGGCAGGUGAUCCUGGACAGCCACAACAAGAUGAGGCAGUCCGUGGCGCUGGGCCGCGUGUCCGGCCAGCCGGCGGCCACGGACAUGCAGGAGAUGGUGUGGGACGACGAGCUGGCGGCGGUGGCCCAGAACUGGGCGGACCAGUGCACCCUCGCGCACGACGGCUCCAGGAACGUCGCGCGCUUCAAGGUGGGCCAGAACAUCGCGUCCACGUGGACGACUCGUACGAACCUGGAGCCGGCGGCGGACUUCCCCCGCCAGGUGCUGGCGUGGUUCGACGAGGUGCGCGACUACGGCUUCUACUCCACCGGCUUCUCCCACAAGACGGGCCACUACUCGCAGUUGGUGUGGGCUGACACCUAUCUAAUUGGAUGUGGAUACUCAUACUACUAUGAUCCAGCCAAAGGCUACACAAAGAUGUAUGUCUGCAACUACGGCCCUGGAGGCAACAUCAUUGGCCUGAAACCAUACACUGUGGGUAACCCUUCAUGUGCUGUACCAUCAAAACGCUACCAAGGACUGUGUGCUGCGAGCGGCCUGCCUCCCCUGGGUGCUUCCUGCGCCGGCGGCUCGGGCGCGCUGACGUCAUCCAGCACCGCCGGGCCGUGGACGGCUCCCGCGCCCUCGACCACGCCCCACCCCUUCUGGCAGAACUUCUUCGCGGGCGGCGCGCAGAACGCCUCCCGGUACUCGUGGUACUUCUACGGCUGAGCGCGCGCUGAGUGUCCGAGCACAGGACACGAGGUCUCCUAGUCGCAGCACGGUCGCACCGGUGCCCUCGGAGGGGCCCCCAUACGCACUGCACGAUAUCGCACACUACACUUCCCGCGACUGCACGCAAAAGUAUUCUCAUCUUCAAGGGAUUAUAACGGGAAGAUUAUGCACCUACUGGUACAUUUUGUAAGUACUGUAACUCAGGUGUGCAACAACAAGGAGGGGGGGGGGCAAGGGUAUUUUGCCCCCCCCCCUCUGAAACCUUGAAGUGGAGGCAAAGAAAGUGCUGUGUAAUCAAUUUUUAGAUAAUAAAACUGCUUAAAUAGCACCAUUUUCCACCUUGAAAUACAAAUUUUCCCGGGGGAGGACCCCCGGACCCCUCGCUUCAUUAGGGGGGGAUCGAUAAUUCUUUAUAAAAAAGGUAUAUUGCCCCACCCCCCCUUUGUAAAAUUAGUUUUUGCGCCCCUGCUGUAACAGAAUAUUGCCUUACUUCAAAAUCACCAAAACUCAACCUUGUAUAGAACUUUAUUUUAAUUUAUAUAUAUAUAUCAUUAAAAUUCAUACAUUUGUAUAUUGUACAAAGUUACUGAAACUACAAUCGUAUGGGGUGUGUAAGAGAUCAAGAAUUCCAUACAGCUGUUAUUUGCACUGAACAUCAAGGAUGUAUUUAUGAAUCAUGUAUUAGGGCGUGCAAAAAAAAACACAGGAUGACCUAUAUGAACAGUGUUAUAAAAAAAAUUUACAAGGUUUACACCCAGGUGUCAAUUUUUAAGAAAAUAACUAUACGUUGAAUACAGCUCUUGCACAGCAUUUCUAGGGGUAUUUAAUUGUUUAAUGUAUGAAUUUCUUGCACGGCAGUUCUAGGGGUAUUUAAUUGUUUAAUGUAUGAAUUUCUUGCACGGCAGUUCUAGGGGUAUUUAAUUGUUUAAUGUAUGAAUUUAAGUUUAAAUUAAAUAAUUUUUUUUUUCAGACAGACACUAUAUUUUUAAAUUACAACAAAUGGCCACCAAUGAAUUUACUGCUAACAAAAAAUAUUUUAAACAUUAGAAUCAAGUCGCCUUCAAUAAAUGUACUUGUUCUGAUAGUAAAACUAUAGUGUGUGUUAUUUAUGAUGUAAUUAUUAUUAAUUUUGAUACUUAAAAUAGUAUAGAAGGCUAUAAAAAAUGACAAAUUUACAUAACAUUAAAAUUUGACUACCAAAGGUACAGCAGGUUCUUACUUAUUUUUAUAAAUAAUCGCCCAAAACUAUUGAGGCAAAUGUCAUACCGUAACACAAGCUUCUCGAAGAAGUUAGCCGCCAGAGAGGAGAGAUACAGGGCCAGCGCCUUUGCCUCCCUCUCCCUCACGACACCGCUGUGAGGCGGGUGGACUAAUCACGUGGCACAGUGUGCUGGACUAUUUGUAUCUCUGACGCGGGAGCCAGUGCACCGCGCGAUUAGGCUACCUGCCUUACAGUAGCGUCAAGAGGGAGAGGGAGACCCAGGCGCUGGCCCUGUAUCUCUAUUCACGGGCGGCUAACUUCUUUGAAGAAGACAUCGAGAAGCUGGUUUUACGACGUGACAAAUGCCUCGAACGUUUUGGCAAUUAAAUAGAAAAAUAAAUAAGACCCUGCUGAACUUUUGGUAAUAAAAUUAUUAUGUUGUGUAAAUUUGUCUUUUUUUUUAUAGCCCAUUGGAUAUUGGAAAAAAAAACAGCCCUCGUACUUCAUAUGUAUAUAUUGUAUAGGCUGAUAUAUGAAAACGAACUGUAUACUUAGUGUUGGGUCUAUUCUAAUUCCGUAAUCGGCCGAUUUCAUUGAACUUUAUAGAUUCUUUAUUCACCUGUUUUGAAUUGAAGCUGGUCGAUUCUUCCCCUAAAGCAGAACCUUGAAAUUGGGAGCAUCAUGACAUUUUAAUAGUAAUAUCAAUUACAGUAAUCAAAUAGGUAUGUCAUUUAGAAUUUAAUCCAAUUAAUCAGCUGCUUGAUUUAUCAGGGUGCUGGGCCAUUUCAAUAGAUGUAUUUGAUUUGAUAGAAGUCAUUAUGGUUUGUUUAGUUUAUAUAUAUAAAUGGAUGCUGAUAAUUAUGACGUUGAUAAACUGCAACACCGUUUGACCAAUCACCGUGAAAGUUGGUACCUCUGAGUGUUUUCUCAUGGAGAAUAUCUUCAUGAUAUACAUUUUGCUAUAACUCGUCACUAAAUGGCGCUGCAGCGCAUCAGCUUCUACACCGUUCAACCGAUCAUAAUGAAAAUCGGUAUAUACAUAGUUAUUUGAACACUGAGAAUAUUUUCCAAAAAAAAAAAUUGUUCAUCCACUUGCGUUAUGCUAGAUAUUAGUAUUAUUUUGAAUUAUUUUAAGUUGGUUCGAUUAUAUAGCAAUUGAAAUAGUCAUAAACAUUGUUCAUUCAUGUAACUUAUUAAUUUAAAAAGUAAUUAAUGUAUAAAAAAUUUAUACCAAUAUAAAUAUAAUAUUAUUUAUUUUUUUAAUUUUUCUAAAAUGCUUUAUAGAUUCUAGGUUACAUACAAACCAUAAAUUUUAGAUAUAUAGAGGCAAAUAAAUAAACAAUGGCAGGACAAUGUCUGGUGGGUUCUACUAGUAAUAUAUAAACCAUUGUGUAAGUUUUUUUAAUUAGCAAAGAUUAUAUUUUACAUUACAGUAAUUUUACUGUAUAUACCAGCCGGUUAUUACAUUUAGAAUGAUACGAUUGAGUAAUAGAUCAAAUUAAAAAUUAGUAAAUAGUACUUUUCAGCUAUUUUUCAGUACAAGAGUUAUUUAAACAAUCGAAGCAUCAUUAUAAUAAAAAUAUAUUAUUUGUGUUGUUACAGCAAGGGUACUAUAUAUUUUAAAUUUAAUUUUCAAAUGCAUUUUGUCAACAUUUUGUGAACAUGCCUUUAGCUUUGCUUUCUGUUAUUGAUUUAAAUAUAUUUGUAAAAAUUUUAGUUUCACUGUCCAACCAAAACAGCACUGGCACAUAUAUUAACUAUUUUGGGGUUAUAGGAUAAGUAACUGAUUUUUACUGUCCUAACUAUUACUUUUGCUGUAAAUGUAAAUGACAAUCAUACAAAAUAAUAAUCAUGUUUUUUGUAUCAAUAUUUGUUUGAUAUGAAUUAGAUGAAAAGACCAUGGAAUCUGAAUCAACAAAUUUUUUAGAAUAGACCGAACACUAAAAUACAUUAUAAUCUAGUCAAAUUAUUAUAUGUAAAUAGUACUGUGUUUAUUUAAAAAAAUGUGAUUUACAAAAAAUGUACAGCUUCAGUGUGAACCACAGAUGGUUGUAGAUAUCAACAAGGCCAUUUUGUUAUCAGUUAUUCCACAAAACUGUACAUGACUUGUAAUACUGUUACUAAUAAGUAGUGGUUUUCAGUAUUUACUUAGUGAAAACUAAAUGCAAAAAUUAGUUAACUAGAACAAAGCUUUUCUAGUUAUCUGCAAAGCAGUAUAUCUGAAUUAUUGUAAAUUAUUUACUUAUUAUUGAUUAAUAUUAAAACCAUGUAAACAAUUACAUAUUAUCCAUAACUGUAUAAAACUUGUUGAAUAAAAUAUGUUUAUGAACAAUCAAA
Bacillus rossius redtenbacheri is the source of this 4594-nucleotide messenger RNA. RefSeq names its product venom allergen 5-like. NCBI's taxonomy places the organism in Eukaryota, Metazoa, Arthropoda, Insecta, Phasmatodea, Bacillidae. Gene Ontology annotation, cellular component: extracellular region. Bases 196 to 1053 code for a protein of 285 amino acids. The record is from RefSeq and is a predicted model, not a curated record. The transcript is spliced from 8 exons.